ACAUCUCCAGUCAAUCACACACCCCUCCACAUCUUCCUCAUCAACAUGUCUGUUGCCAGCGACAAGUUCCCCGCUUCGGCCGUCUUUGACGCGCUCAACUCCAUCCUGGCCGACCCGGAAACCAAGAAGGAUGCCAUGAAGACCGGCAAGGGCGUUUACGCCUUCACCCUGAAGAACGCUGCAGGCGAGACUGAGAGCUGGCACAUUGACCUCGUGGAGAAGGGUGAGGUUGGCAAGGGUCUCGGCAACAAGCCCAAUGUUACUCUGGCCAUGAACGACGAGGACCUGGCUGCUAUGGCUAUGGGCCAGGCCAACGCUCAGAAGCUCUUCAUGAGCGGGAAGCUCAAGAUCAAGGGUGACAUCAUGAGGGCAACCAAGCUGGAUGGCAUCAUGAAGAAGGCCCAGACCAAGGCGAACUUGUAA
Messenger RNA from Pyricularia pennisetigena, 423 nucleotides. RefSeq lists its product as uncharacterized. The transcript is spliced from 3 exons. The coding region runs from base 46 to 423 and encodes 125 amino acids. The record is from RefSeq and is a predicted model, not a curated record. Lineage: Eukaryota; Fungi; Ascomycota; Sordariomycetes; Magnaporthales; Pyriculariaceae. Gene Ontology annotation, cellular component: cytosol.